AUGACAGGAGUGUUUGGCAAUGACGCCGCCGACGUGUCCGUUGGGUUUCAAUUUUCACUGCGGACUACGGAACCAAGGGCGGGCUUCGUAUAUCGUGCCUCCUUGGAGGCCAUCAAUGCCAAGGCCAAGACACUGGGUGCCCGGAUAGUCUACCUGAUGGACAACGGGUUGAUCAACCGGGGCUCGUUCGAGGCCAUCUACCCUAGCCCAGACAUCUGCCUAGUUUUCCUCAAAGCAUACUUGCGCGAGGCUGUCGAUCGGGGCGCCUACGAGGCCGAUUGGAAUUCGACCGCCGUCGUCGAGAAGGUUGCAGCCCGGUGUCCCGGUCGACGAACGGUAGUCAUCACCCACUCUGCAGGGCAGAACAUCAUGCCCUGGGCGACUACCCCGAACGUCACAGCUAUCCUGGCCGCGCAUCUCCCUGGGCAAGAGACGGGGAACUCGAUUGUCGACGUUCUCUGGGGUGAUGUGAAUCCGUCCGGCCGGCUGCCUCGAAACUUGACGGAAGGGCUGAUGAUCGACUACCGCCACUUUGACUCUACGAACAUUACGCCCUUGUAUGAGUUCCGUUACGAGCUGAGCUACACCACCUUCGAUGUCGUCGGCGCUCUGUCUGGUUCCCACGUAAGGGACACCAUCCCAGAGCGGCUCCCACCGGCUCCUACCGGUGUUGUACCACCGGGAGGCAACGACGCACUCUGGAAAACUGUCGCAACGGUGUCAGCCACAGUGCAGAAAUCCCUACCGAGGGCGGGCGCUACCGUUUUGCAGUUGUAUCUGUCCUUCCUCAACGCCUCCGUGCCAACCGGCACGACGGUGAAGGUCCUCCGGGGCUUUGAGAAAGGUCUACCUUGA
Molecule: messenger RNA, 855 nt
Organism: Aspergillus homomorphus CBS 101889
Lineage: Eukaryota; Fungi; Ascomycota; Eurotiomycetes; Eurotiales; Aspergillaceae
Exons: 3
Coding region: 1-855 (284 amino acids)
Biological process (GO): glucan catabolic process
Molecular function (GO): beta-glucosidase activity
Source: RefSeq, a predicted model, not a curated record